Messenger RNA from Sporothrix schenckii 1099-18, 597 nucleotides. RefSeq lists its product as uncharacterized. Bases 1 to 597 code for a protein of 198 amino acids. NCBI's taxonomy places the organism in Eukaryota, Fungi, Ascomycota, Sordariomycetes, Ophiostomatales, Ophiostomataceae. The record is from RefSeq and is a predicted model, not a curated record. The transcript has 2 exons.
AUGGCAGCACUUGCGGCUCUCCACGUACCGCAAAUUUCACAUGAAGAGCUCUUCGCAUUCCACGAAUCGCACUUCUCGCAUCUCUCGACGGCCGACUUUGGAGCCAGAUUUACCAGUUUGCCCGAGCCGGCAAGCGAGGAACCGCAGGAAGAUGGCAUUGAAGCACAGGAGGUAGAGCGUCAGGCUGCGACAGAGGUGGUUGACGGCGACGAGUACGACCCCGAGGCCACUUUUGACCUGCACUUUACACACGCGGACUUUGCAGCCACCUGCGAAGAUGGCGAGAUUCCCAACGAUGGAAUCGAAAACGGAAUGGAAAGCGAAAAGGAACAAGACAAGACGCGCAAGAAACGGCGACGGAGGAAGAACAACACCGGCAACAGCAAGGCGCGGCGCCAUCUUGGCCUCGGCAGCAACGGCAGCAACGGCGGCAACGGCGAACCCAAACACCCAAAGCCGGAUCUGCGCAAACGCACUUGGGACGUUGUCGACACCGGCCUUGGUAGUCUUGACUAUGACGGCGCCGAGCGCGGAGGCGAUGCGAUGCAGUCUGCGCCGCAACGGCGUCGUGUGCAGUAUGGCGAUGAGUGUAAGUGA